This is a messenger RNA of Nomascus leucogenys (northern white-cheeked gibbon), 694 nucleotides long. It is a transcript of the gene NDUFB3, whose product is annotated as NADH:ubiquinone oxidoreductase subunit B3. The record is from RefSeq and is a predicted model, not a curated record. NCBI's taxonomy places the organism in Eukaryota, Metazoa, Chordata, Mammalia, Primates, Hylobatidae. Gene Ontology annotation, biological process: mitochondrial respiratory chain complex I assembly; electron transport chain. Gene Ontology annotation, cellular component: mitochondrion.
UCCCCGCCCUUCUCUCUUCUACAUUAUCUGUUACCUCAGUCAGAUUGAGGAUGCACAUAUAUGGGGAAAAUAAUCGACUUCCAGCCUCUCUCAUGUAAUCUCUACCUGAUUCAGGAAUCUCUAACCCAGUACCGGAACGUUAAGCGGCUUCUCCGCUUUCCUGCCGUGAGAAACUCGAGGUGACAACCUCCGUUUCCGGUUGGCUCCGGUUGCAGAGUUGAGUGUCCUGAGAGGUCAGAUUGCUGUCAGACAUGGCCCAUGGACAUGGACAUGAGCAUGGACAUCAUAAAAUGGAACUUCCAGAUUAUAGACAAUGGAAGAUAGAAGGGACACCAUUAGAAACUAUCCAGAAGAAGCUGGCUGCAAAAGGGCUAAGGGAUCCAUGGGGCCGCAAUGAAGCUUGGAGAUACAUGGGUGGCUUUGCAAAGAGUGUUUCCUUUUUUGAUGUACUGUUUAAAGGAUUCAAAUGGGGAUUUGCUGCAUUUGUGGUAGCUGUAGGAGCUGAAUAUUACCUGGAGUCCCUGAAUAAAGAAAAGAAGCAUCACUGAAGAUAAUACCUGGAAGUAUCAUAGUGGUUUCUUAACUCUCCAAAAUAGGAUUUCUUCACUGUAGCCUACUCGUCUGGUUUGUCCCUUACAGAAUAUUAGUAAGAUUUAAUAAAGUAAAAUAAAAAAAAUAUAUAUAUAUAUGCUGA